AAUCCCAUCUAGCAAAAUAUGUUUUCAUAAGAGUUUCUCUGGACGAGUGUGGCUGUUUAUUUCUCCUUUCCAGCUUUCUGCAUCUGGAAGUGAUUACGUGGACGAGUAUAAAACAGGACUGCAGUGUUUUUCUUAGCUUAAGGCUUCAAUAUGGCUGGGAGAGUGCUGCCUAUGGUGUUGGGGUUCUCUCUCUUCUUCUUUGGUUAUGGGGAAGAAAUGAGAGCCAUACAGAGCUUCAGAGGGCCAAACUAGUUCCAGUCUCAAUGACUGGACCUGGGGCAAUGCAACAGGAUGAGGCAGAAGUGCUUGGGCUGGAACAAAAAUAUCAGAACCCUGACAUCAUGCUGAUGAACUACAGACCGCGACUGCGUCGACAUGCAGAAAAGAAGAAAAAAAAGCACAAUGCGGGAGCCCUCUCCCCACUAAGUACGGCACUGGAUGGAAAGGAAACACGUAACUCUCACACCAAGAGGCAAAGAAGGUCAAAGGACAAGAAGACCAAGCUUGUAAAACCACUCCUAAAGCACCACCAGCCACGUAAUAAACAGAUGUCUCCUACAGAAAACGCUCCAAAGAGAAAGAAGGUGAAGAAACCACAACCACCAGGAGUACUCUCUGUUCUCAGUUAUGUUACAACGGAUAAGGAAAGAUCAGGUGGACAAAUAGAAGAUUUGGAUGACUAAGACAUUACAAUCUUUAAUGAUCAGUAUAAUCAGAUUUUUUUGUUUUACCUUCAGAUUUUUUAUAAACCUCAUAAGACGUAAAUUUUACACAGUAUGAAUAUAUACAAAAUGUAUAGUCAAGAUUAGGUUCAGAAUGACCUACUCCUCUGUUAAUAAAGCACAUACAGUAUUUACUUAAUUGGCCAUUAACCUUUUCCUGAUAUAUUAUAGGUGCUUUUCUGUGUAUUACCAAAAGUGACCACCAAGUGCCAGUAAUUAUGCAAUAUCUUGAAUUCUGAAGAAUGUGUUUGGGAUUGCAUUUAAUAGCAUUGACAGAGUCUCUAUUUCUCAAAAUUGUUAUGAAUAAAUUUCUUCUGAAAACA
Ictalurus punctatus (channel catfish) is the source of this 1045-nucleotide messenger RNA. RefSeq lists its product as uncharacterized. The record is from RefSeq and is a predicted model, not a curated record. Lineage: Eukaryota; Metazoa; Chordata; Actinopteri; Siluriformes; Ictaluridae. Bases 264 to 683 code for a protein of 139 amino acids. The transcript has 7 exons.